AUGUGUGACUACUCGAGACCAACAUGCCAUUACAACCUGAGCAUCAACGACAUUCCCUCCAUCAACGACACUCCCUCCAUCAACGACACUCCCUCCAUCAAGGACACUCCCUCCAUCAAGGACACUCCCUCCAUCAAGGACACUCCCUCCAUCAAGGACACUCCCUCCAUCAAGGACACUCCCUCCAUCAAGGACACUCCCUCCAUCAAGGACACUCCCUCCACCAACGACACUCCCUCCACCAACGACACUCCCUCCACCAACGACACUCCCUCCACCAACGACACUCCCUCCACCAACGACACUCCCUCCACCAACGACACUCCCUCCACCAACGACACUCCCUCCACCAACGACACUCCCUCCAUCAACGACACUCCCUCCAUCAACGACACUCCCUCCAUCAACGACACUCCCUCCAUCAACGACACUCCCUCCAUCAACGACACUCCCUCCAUCAACGACACUCCCUCCAUCAACGACACUCCCUCCAUCAACGACAUUGACAGGAUUGAAACAGCGAAAGGAAAAGUCAAGAGAAAGGAAGAUAAAAAAAAGAGGUAG
Procambarus clarkii (red swamp crayfish) is the source of this 564-nucleotide messenger RNA. The record is from RefSeq and is a predicted model, not a curated record. Lineage: Eukaryota; Metazoa; Arthropoda; Malacostraca; Decapoda; Cambaridae.